Molecule: messenger RNA, 1837 nt
Organism: Durio zibethinus
Lineage: Eukaryota; Viridiplantae; Streptophyta; Magnoliopsida; Malvales; Malvaceae
Source: RefSeq, a predicted model, not a curated record
AAAUUCUUUAUAUUUGAUUCUGCAGGCUUAUCCUGGUCUUGGCCAUUCAAUAAGCAACGUGGAGCUGCAGUUCCUCGAAUCAUGGAUCAAGACUCGUGAACAAAGUUCUUCAUAGAGGUUUGAUUAUCUUCUAGUUAUUCUCAUUGGUUUGUAGCGAAAUUGUUAGUUAACUAAUUACUCACCUUUGAGGAUAUCUUUCAUAUUUUGAUUUAUUAUGAGUUUAGAGUCAACGUCUGUAUUGUUGCUUUAUUUAAAACAAAAAUUUCUAAACUUGGAGUACAGAGAAGGGUGUAUGAUCUAACUGCUUCACUUUCAUAGCAAAUCGUUACCUCCUUUCAUAUAAAGUUUCUGUGAUCUCCUAAAUGCGUCAUACUAAUCGUAACCAUGCUGUCAGCAGAGAAUACACGAUUCACUUGUAUGGGAAAGAGCCUGACUUGAUCUUUGUUAUAUAAUACUGAAGAAACUCUAGUUUGCCACAAAUUCAAGUAGCUUAGCUUAAACUGAAAUGAAUUCAGAGUGUAGGUUAGGAGAAGAGAGGGAAAAAGAGAUGUUGUGCCGUGGCCCAUAGGAGAUUCUUGCACUGCUAAUUAAUUGUUAAUCGUAUUUUCUUAUUUGCGUUCAAGCCCGAGACGCUAAUGUUUACUUUUGACUAGUGUAUCCAAUCAAGAUGUGGUCCCAGUCAAAAUCAACAACUUUAAAGACCUGAGCUUGGGGAUCUUCCAAGCUUUGAAAAACGGAUUGCUAUCAGAAGAUUCUGAGAUUUUCGACUUAAUUCACUGUCGAACAAGUACAGUUCUUGAAAUUUAUGAUCCUGGUUCCUGGAAGGCGACCUCUUUAAUGAUGAUGAGAUGAAUUUGAAGUAGGAAGUACGGGCUUUUUUAGAGCGCAUUGGGUUUCAUUGUUGGCCAGGGACAGUGACAAAUCGAAGAAUAGGUCCCAUUACAUCAGUGCACCAACUGCAACUCCAAACGACGACGAAUAAUAUGAUGCUUUAAGCCCUGCAUCGCACUUGAGCACUCCCCCAGCCAGCCUCUCCGAAUCCACGUUACCAACCCCAAUGUUCUCUUUCUCAUCAACCCUUCUACAUCGAAACCCUCUUCUUUCGCUCUACAACUCUUGUCCGUUAGAUGAAGCCUUUCUCUUUCUCUCUCUGUGGCUGAUCAUCAACUUUUAACUAUGAAGAAACUCUACCGCAGAGGCACGGUUCAUCCAUCACCACCAAUCACAACCGAUCAUCUGUCCUUCCUUCCUGCCACCAUCUUAACCCUUGCGGCUGCUCUUUCCCCUGAAGACAGAGAACUCUUGGCCUAUCUCAUCUCUUGUUCUUAUAACGAUUUUGGGAACUUUUCAAGCCACCGCAAAAACACCCCAAAAAAUCCAACAAAAAUAAGCAUCAGCAACAUCAGCAGCAGCGUUCAUGAUCAUCCACCUCUGUUUACCUGUGAUUGUUUCAGGUGCUACAUGAGUUACUGGGUCCGGUGGGAUUCAUCGCCAAACCGGCAGCUGAUACACGAGAUUAUAGAUGCUUUUGAAGAUGGGUUAGCUCAAAGCAAGAAGACAAAGAGCAAGAAAGACAGGAAAAAGAAAUACAAUGCUGCUGAUGGGUCUGGUGGCUUGAAACGACCCGAUUUGAGUUUACUAAAGGAUGACUCAAGUGAGUUGAAAUCAGUGGAAGAGAGUAGCAGUAGCAGUAGUGGUGGUGGUGGUGGUGAAAUUUGUGGGGAUGACGGUGAAGAAGGAACAGGCAAGGGUUCAGUAAGGAGGUUUGUGAACUUCAUUGGAGAGAGGAUUUGGAAUGUUUGGGGCCAAUGAAUUUAGACAAGAAUCGAGGAAAAGU